AUGAGCAACCCAUGCGACAAGGCAAGAGACCGGCUCCUGGCCAUCGCUCAAACUCUCCAGAGUCCAGACCCCAACUAUGGUCUGCCGCAAGAGUUCAUGACGAAGCUCAGGGCGGCCCUCGUCGCUGACCCAUUGCUCCCAAGGGCUGACCCAUCUGUCUCCCUAUGGCAGGAACCCCCUCAUCCCAGUGUCUCCAACAUCCAGUCGCCCAGUCUUCCUCGGUUUGCCGACUUUGUCGUCAUCGGCUCUGGAAUCACCGGGUGCAGCGUCACCAAGUCCCUCCUCGAAGAUGAUUCCCUACACCCCGCAAGCCGUGUCGUGGUCUUGGAGGCGCGCACCCUCACGAGCGGUGCCACUGGCCGUAACGGCGGCCAACUCGUCUCGCCAGUCGGUCAUACAUACAGCGCUUUGUGUCGACGACACGGAGAAGACGCGGCGAAGGAGAUCUCUCGCUUCAGUCUCAUGAACAUUGAUCGGGUCAUGUCCAUGGUCAAGGACCUGGAUCCCGAACUCCAGGCUGCCAGCGAGAUCCGCAAAGUUUCCAAAGUGAUGGUCUCUGGAGACAAGGAGACUUGGGAAGUCUCAAGGAAGUCACUGGAUGCUUUCCGAGAUGCGAUACCCGAGCACCGAGCGCUUCAUGGCGUGACCGAGAAGGAAGAUCUUGCCGAGUUGAAUAUCAAGAACGGAUUUGGAGUCAUCCAGCAUCAAGUUGGCGCACUCUGGCCAUAUCGUCUCAUCACCGGAAUCUUUGAGCGCCUCCUCGCCCAACACCCCGGCCGUCUGUCGAUCGAGACCAACACACCCGCCACCAACGUAAAGUUCCUCCCGGAAUCCGAGUCUGAAUACCCAUAUGCAAUCGAGACACCACGGGGAACUAUUCGUAGCAAGCAGGUGAUCCAUUGCACGAAUGCAAACGCUGCACACCUCUUGCGUCCACUUGCGGGAAGACUGUACCCGUAUCGCGGACCGAUGUCAGUGCAGAAGGCUGGUCCAUACCUGGAGCACCGCGGCAACCAACGUUCAUGGAGUUGCCUGGUCAAGUCGAAGUUGGACCCGGUGACUGGCUUCUUUCACAGCGGCUUGUACUACCUCCAACAGCACGGCACCACUGGAGAUAUCUGGGUUGGCACUGACUACUCCAACUUGUUUGAUGUCUUGACUUCCGACGAUACUUCCGUUCCAGGUCAGGCAGUUGAAGCCCUGUUGCGUUUUCUCCCCGAAUACUUUACCAAAGGAUGGCCGACUAGCGAGCUUCCAGAACUUAAAGGAGUGUGGACUGGCCUUCAGGGGCAUACAUCCGAUGGCAUACCGCUGGUGGGCCGACUGACCAAGGAUAUGUCCGGCAGGGACGGCGAUGGUGAAUGGUUCGCCGGAGGCUACAGCGGAUACGGAAUGGAUAAGGCAUGGAUGACUGGCGAGGCGCUCUGUAGCAUGAUCACUCGUGAUGUUGUCCCAGACUGGCUGCCAAAGGCCUUCCUCAUGACCAAGGAGCGACUUCAACAAGACGUGACAGUCGAGAAAUCCGUAGCUAAAUGGGUUUCAAUUGCAAAGACAGGAGACUGGUGA
Fusarium keratoplasticum is the source of this 1566-nucleotide messenger RNA. RefSeq lists its product as uncharacterized. The transcript has 2 exons. The record is from RefSeq and is a predicted model, not a curated record. Gene Ontology annotation, cellular component: cytoplasm. Bases 1 to 1566 code for a protein of 521 amino acids. Gene Ontology annotation, molecular function: oxidoreductase activity. NCBI's taxonomy places the organism in Eukaryota, Fungi, Ascomycota, Sordariomycetes, Hypocreales, Nectriaceae.